Molecule: messenger RNA, 1845 nt
Organism: Yamadazyma jaroonii
Lineage: Eukaryota; Fungi; Ascomycota; Pichiomycetes; Serinales; Debaryomycetaceae
Source: the annotation of a GenBank genome assembly
AUGAGUUCACUUCCAAAUCCAUCUUAUUUGUCUGUGACACCCAAUGAAAGAAGUCAUCGUCAUCGAAGAUCUCAAGCAAUUUCGGGGGAUUUUGAUGCUAUGGGUUUAGGGUUGUUUUCUCCUAGUAGUCAUAAUUAUUCGAAGUCCAUCAAUUCCAAAGAUGAAAUCGAUAGACUUUAUAAGUUCGAUAACGAGAAAGAUUUUGCUCCGACUAAUUCUUUUGCAUUUCCCAACAAAGAGAGAACAGAUGUGAGUUUUUCUUUUCCAAGGGAAAAAAUAUUCGAAAGGUUUGAAAAGGGUGAUGUUUCAACACCUCCCAGAAAUCAUUUUACCAAUUCACCUAAUUCUAAAAAAUUAAAUUUAAAUUCGCCUAUCAAAUUGAACUCAAAAAAAUCGGGCAAUUUAAGGAACAAGUUCUUUUUAACGGAUGACACUACCAUUACUAAUGAUAUUCCAGAUGCAUUGAUUGAUUUAGAUGAGGUUUUGAAUGCUAAUUUACACAUUGGUAAUAAUGAGUGUUCUAAUUCAAACAAUUCCAUUUAUUCGGAUGACGAAUUUUUGGCUUCACCUUUUUUGAAACCAGUUUCCUCACCUUAUGCUUUUUCUCCAUCGGUGUCUUUACCCAAUACUUUAUUUCAACAACCAAUACAAGAAACUAAUGAUGAUAUUGAAGUAAGUGAUGAAGAAACCGAUCACCAUCAUGGCAUUCAUGAUACAUCUGGAACACAUGACGAAGCAUUGACCAUGGAUGAAAUUUAUCAUCCGCCAAACAUCCCUGACUUGUAUUGCAACUCAUCGGCAAAUUCUUCAACUUCGUCGUUGAAGAAUAAAUUAAUCGAAAAAACUUUUUCAAAUUCUUCAAAGGAUUCGAACAACUCGAAUUUCCUCACAAAUAAUACCACCCCUAAGAGGUCUGGGGCAAAAGCCAACAGAUACCAAUCAUUCUAUGAUCAAACUCACAAGGUAUCUACCGCAUUGAAAGUUUCAUCGUCUGAGAGUGUCAAUCUCAUCAAAUCGAAUUCUCCCAAUCAGUCACUCCAAAAUUUGAAUCAUAGCACCAGUAAUCAUGGUCUGUUGAAUCAGCAAUCGCUGCAGGUUUUCCAUUCACAAUCACCCCACUUAAAUAAUAAUGUUCUAAAAUUAAAAGAUACCAGGUUAGCUCAUUCUUCAAGUUUACCGAGCUUGAAGUCGAAUAGGCCCUUGCCAAAAUUUCAUCGCUAUGGUGACUUGAGAAAGUAUGAAAUCAACAAAUUAUCUCCACCGCCUAGUCUUGUUUCGUCCAACAAUUCAACUUCUCAUCACACAUCGCAACCUAACAAUGUAAACAUCGCCACGAGUCAGACUAGUUCAACACCACAGAGAAAGCUCAAAGAAAAAUCUGAAGCAUCUCCAUCAUCAUUGAAAAUUUCCAAUAGUCCAAUUAGUAUUAUUUCAGAUGCCGGAUCAACUAUAAUAUCAACUAAUGGUACUAUUCAAACUGACCAUUCCACAAUAAGUCACCAGUCUUUAUUCCCAGAACAGUCUCCACCUUCAAUAGUUGUGAGUGGGGAAGUGGAAGAUCUCAAAACUGUUCAAAAUUCUCCAAAUUUGUCAUUGAAAGAUAAUUCUUCGGCUUUCAAAGGCAGAAGGCCCUUGACUCCACAAGAAUCGAAAUUAUUCAAAGAGACCAAAAUACCCCCUUUCAAGAAAAGGGAAGUAUCUAAUUUGAAGUCUCCAAGUCAUCAUAGAAAGUCAAAAUCUUUUUCUUUCGGUCUAGACUUGACCCCCAAGAUUUCAAUUGACGAUAACUGUUCUAUCAAAUCUUCAAAGUCCCACAGAUUCAUAAGUUGGUUCAAAAAGAGAUAG